GUGUUUCAGAUAUGCUGACUCUUGCUAAUAGGUUAAUCUUGUGCUUAAUAUUUCUCCCUCUGUUACCUCAUGCUCCAAAAGAGCAAAGUUUUGGAAAUGAAAAUUGCAGAUCUACAAUUUUUAUUUCUAUUUAUCUCUCUUAGCAUUCUCCGUCGGAACCCUUUUUAGAGAAACCAGUGCCGGAUAUGACUCAGGUUAGUGGACCGAAUACCCAGCUAGUGAAAAGCGAUGAUUAUCUGCCGUCAAUUGAGCCGCAGCCACAGCAAAAGAAAAAGAAAAAGAAAAACAAUCACAUUGCUGCAGAAGGUCCCAGUAAAGGUUUUGGUAAGGAAGACUUUCCUGGGGGACUUGACAGCCAGAAUCUAAGCAGAAACUCAGUGGAUUGCUCCCAAGAAGACAAGAAGAAAAAGAAAAAGCCCAAGGCAAAAAAAGAACCGAAGGAUCCUAAAGAACCCAAGGAAAAGAAGGAACCCAAGACCCCCAAAGUCCCUAAGACCCCUAAAGAGCCAAAGGAAAAGAAAGCAAAAAAUACAACACCAAAACCCAAGACCAGCAAAAAGGCUAGCAGCAAGAAGCAAGAUUCAGAAGCUGGUGCUGCGAAGAAAAAGGUUAACAAGGGAAAGGAAGGUUCUGAAAACUCAGAUUUGGAAAAAACUCCACCACCAUCACCUCAUCCUGAAGAUGAAGAUGAUCCAGGAGUUCAGAAACGACGCUCCAGCAGGCAGGUGAAGAGGAAGCGUUAUACUGAAGACCUGGAGUUCAAGAUUUCAGAUGAGGAGGCUGAUGAUGCUGAUGCUGCUGGAAGAGACUCUCCUUCAAAUACUUCUCAGUCAGAGCAACAGGAAUCUGCUGAUGCUGAAGGUCCCAUUGUGGAGAAAAUCAUGAGUAGCCGUUUAGUCAAGAAAAAGAUGGAGAAUGGAGAGGAAGUAGAAGUAGAGGAAUUCUAUGUAAAGUACAAAAACUUUUCUUACCUUCACUGUCAGUGGGCAUCUGUGGAAGAGCUGGACAAAGACAAGAGAAUUCAGCAGAAGAUUAAGCGGUUUAAGGCAAAACAGGGCCAGAAUAAAUUCCUUUCUGAA
Oenanthe melanoleuca is the source of this 1079-nucleotide messenger RNA. Its product is annotated as chromodomain-helicase-DNA-binding protein 7-like. NCBI's taxonomy places the organism in Eukaryota, Metazoa, Chordata, Aves, Passeriformes, Muscicapidae. The transcript has 6 exons. The annotation marks the transcript as partial. The record is from RefSeq and is a predicted model, not a curated record.